Messenger RNA from Psylliodes chrysocephalus, 2589 nucleotides. The record is from the annotation of a GenBank genome assembly. Lineage: Eukaryota; Metazoa; Arthropoda; Insecta; Coleoptera; Chrysomelidae.
AUGAACGGUGAAGAUGACCGUUGGUCUUUAUACAGUGCUUCUCAACAUUUGCCAGCAGUUUUAACAGAUCCCAAUAAGGGUAAACAAUCAAAUUUUUUCACCAAGACAUGGGGUGAUGCCUUCGUAGAAAAAACUGCAAUAGAGAAGAGCCCCUUUCUUCCAGAAAUAACCUGGGCGCAUUUCGAUGCGUAUCUCAGGAAGUAUGGCAAAAGGUUCAAGAGACAUUCUAGACUUAAGGACAUUACAUUCGAGGAUAAUCAUAAUAAAAUUCAAACUCAUACUGUGAAUACUGAUGGCAUUCCAGAAAUAUACUUAAGGCAAAAUCUUAAUCUUAAUGAUCCCAAAGUAUUUGCUGAGGUGUUUCAGAGCAAAAAAACAGAGCACGAACUCCAAGAUGAACUCAGUCAUCACCUAGACAUAGUAGAAGAGCAAAUAGCUCUGCAAGUAUCUCAAAAAUCCGGGGCAUUUUUCCACGCCAUGACCUCGCACGAUAGUAUUAUGGAAGAAAUGGGUGUAGCACUUACGGAAGUACGAACGUUACGGUCCAAGGUCCAGAGAGUGGACAAAACCCUUGCGAGAGACUCAUUAAGACUGAUCGGAUUGGCCAGAGGAAAAGCCAAUUACGUCGCUUUGUUGGACAAACUGAAACUCAUGGCGACGGUGUUACAAACGCAGCCUACGUUGCAGCUCUUGUUGAGCAGUUCGGAUUACGUGGGGGCGCUCGAAUUGAUUACCGGCACGCAGGAGGUUUUGGUUAAAGAAUUAGCGGGGGUAACCAGCCUCAGGCACCUCCCGUCGCAGCUCAAAGAAAUGCAAAAAUUGAUCGACAAAAUGCUGGCUACCGAAUUUGAACGUUACGCCGCUGCCGACCUACAUAGGCCUAUGGAUUUCGAAUCGAUCGGUGUCCUGGAACCGGAACGGUUAGUCAGUUUAGUGGCGGGACUACUCAGACAGAAUCAUCUACAGUUUUUGGAGGUUUACAAACAAGAAGCCGUCACAGCCGCGCAAGCGCUGCUAAAGCAACUGAUGAUCGAGCAUUUGGCCGACGCCGAUGAUGAACUGAACGAGUUGACGGGUUCGGGAGAGAUUGCGCCCACGAUGGACGCUGCUCAUUGGUUGAAAGUCAUCAGAUCUGCCAGUGAAGCUUUAACCAAAAUAAUCGAACGAGUAAGGGCGGUUCACGACGUCAUCAAGGACACAGCAACAGCCAGCGCCGGUCUAUCGCCGCCCAAUUCAUCUCCGCUCCUGGCCUCGCCUUCCACCGAAAACUUUCUCACUCUCGAAGAACAUAACCGCGUAGAACUGAAGCUGCGCGAACUGCUCACCUCGGUGUGCGAUUAUUGCACCGAACGUAUCGCCUCGUUAGUCAGCACGCAGUCCGACAAACAGACCGUAACCGCGGCGCAAGUCACCGAACUGUCGAACAUCGUCGAGGGAUUCACGGAAAUGUGCGAAAGAUCGUGCGGCGGAAGGCAGAGCGCCGCGCUAAAGGCCGCGUUCAAGAUACAGGCCGGGAAUUACGUCCACAAGUUCCAUACGCAGCGGAAGAACAAGCUGCAAAUGCUGCUGGACGCUGAGAGCUGGAAAGUGGCCGAGGUGCCGUCCGAGAUACAGAUUUUGGUUGAUAAGUUAGCAACAGGUGAACCCGUUAAAUAUUUACCGUCCUCACCGACCGAGGACAACUAUACAACGAACCGGUACGAUAUCAAACCGUCGCCAUAUAUAAAAAUCGGAAGCCAAAGCUACUACACCAUCGGGGCCUUGCUGAUUCUCAUUCGAUUGGUUAGCGAAUAUUGCGUUUGUUCGUACGAUCUUCAACUAUUGGCUCCUGUGGUAGCAAAAAAUUUGACUGAUCUGCUCAAAACAUUCAACUCAAGGUCCUGUCAACUGGUCUUGGGAGCUGGCGCGCUGAGAACGGCAGGUUUAAAAACGAUAACGUCUACAAACCUAGCUCUGGCGUCGAGAUCGUUACAGUUUUUAGUUUGGAUGAUUCCUUUGCUUAGGGCGCACUUUAGAUCGCUGACUAGCGAUACGCUGAACAGUUUCGAUGUCGUUGAGAAAGAUAUAGGCCAUCACAUUCGCCAAUUGGAGACCAAAGUGUUGUCGAUAAUGAACUCGCUGUUGGGCGAUCAGCUCAACGAGUGGGAUGCCAAACCUCCUGUGCCGAGUAAACAAUUUAGAAAUAUCUCGAGACAUUUGACGAAGUUGCACGAAGCUGUUAGCGCCGUACUGCCACAAGAACAGGUGACUGACAUAUACGAGGUGCUUCAUAAAAACUUCAAAAACCGCAUCAGGGACCAGUUGACCAAAAUGAAUAUUCAAAACAACGGGGGGCCUCAGCACGGCGUCGUCACCACCGAAAUCAUAUUCUACCUCGAGACGAUGAAAACGCUAAAGGUACUGCCCGAAAAAUAUCUCUCAGAUAGUGCCAUGGAUGAUAUCUGGACUAGGAUUAAAAGUUAUUCUACAAACGUCCUGUGCAAAGUUAAUUUAUAUACCAUGGUGUAUUUAGACACGUCAGUUCCUAAGAGUGUAGAAUUUACAAACAAAAGCGAGUCGUACUGUUGUGUUCUGUUUUUAAAGUUGUGA